Molecule: messenger RNA, 1518 nt
Organism: Nannizzia gypsea CBS 118893
Lineage: Eukaryota; Fungi; Ascomycota; Eurotiomycetes; Onygenales; Arthrodermataceae
Exons: 4
Coding region: 1-1518 (505 amino acids)
Source: RefSeq, a predicted model, not a curated record
AUGAGUAGUCUCAAUUCCACCCCUAAAGAGUUCGUCAACUUACGCAUUAAUGUACGGAAGGAAGGAUUCUGUAAAGACAAACUGGCGAACUUAACGGAAGAGGCGGCGCUUUGCUCAGACUGCUAUAUGAAGUCUAUUCAGCUUGAAAUCAACAUGUCUCGCGAAAAUCGCCGUUACAGCCCCGAGGACUUUAGCUCUUUGAAGGAAAGUUGCGGAAUAUCAACUUCUUAUCCGGUGACGAGAACAAGUACAAGCCAGGUACCCUUAGAAACGCCGAGCUGCGAUAAGCCCUAUAAGGCAAAGGCUGGAGAUACACCAAACUCCAUUGCGGAGAGCCUCUCAGUCGCCACUGAUCGCCUUUUGGUAUAUAAUGGAUUUCCUCUUACUGCAGACUUGUCGUUCACUGGGGGGGAGAUACUUUGUCUGGAUGAGGUUUCAAAGUGCCUCAUACAUCAAGUGACUGCCACGGAAACCUGCAACUCUUUGCUCAAACUUGCGGGAGAUGGUGUCAGUGACCUUAUGAUGCGUUCAUGGAACCCUUCCCUAGGGUAUAAAUGCAAGAACAUCCACUCCGCGGUUGGCAAAUAUAUCUGCAUCGGGCCACCUGGACAGGCUGGCAAGUUUACCCCAACCUUGCCUUCAGCUCCCAAGGGACCUUCAGUUAGCACCGGGCCAACGAGCACAUACAGCUGGGAACAGGCCCCGAACUCUAUCACCAGCUCAGUCAAUUUCACCACCAGCUGGUUAUUCCCAACAGACCCACCUAGUAUUUCUACCGUAUCGGCUGUGAUACCAUCCAAUGAAAUGAUUGCCGCCAUGAGAGAGCGCAUAACUUUCUGUCCCUUUAACUCGGAGAACAAUUCGACCCUAUGGGACGAAGGCCUUGAGGAAGACGAAUAUCACCUCCACUCUUGGGAUCUUCCAUAUGAAUGUAUAGACGAAUAUUGGGAUCCCUACUGCUUCCCCAAACCCGCGGACCCCAUCCUCCCAAGUCCAACGACUAUUCCUUCUUCAUGCUAUCCGACUAUCACCACCAUCUUAGAAGAGUGGGUAGAGCCACCGGCCCCAACGCAGAGCGGCUCUCCGGACAAUUGUAAUAAAUGGCAUAUUGUCAAACAAGGUGAUACCUGCGCAGCAAUUGAGGCGAGGUACAAAAUAAACGAUGUUAAGCUCCAUCGAUAUAAUCCUGGCGUUAAUGAGCAGUGUACCAAUCUAAGGGUGGGAUCUGCGGUCUGCGUGCGUAUCUGGGAGGGAACGAGCGAGACCAGUACUCCAACGGCAACGACAACACCAGCAGGCCCCCCCGGGCCGACAGCAUCAGGUUCAAAUCCAAAUUGCCAGAAGUGGCAUUUGAGGCAAGAAGGAGAGACAUGCGAAUCAAUCGCGGCGAAAUAUGGUAUUAUCGUCAGCCGCUUUCGCCAGCUCAAUAGGGGCGUCAACCAAGAGUGUAGCAAUUUAGCUUCGGGCAACUGGGCUAUUAUACUGCAAUUUGCCGUUUCAGAAGCAGAGUAUAGGUAG